AUGGCCGAGCGACCAGAGCAGUCGGAGGAGCACAGCAGCCCAUAUCCGCGGGCGAGGACGAAGUCGGCUCUGCGAACUCUACCGCGCCCUGCUGCUGCGGAGUGGACGGAACUUGGCGUGUCAAUCGAGGACUCGGCGGCGGUCUCACGCCCGCCGCCACUGGAGGAGCUGCGCCGUCGCGAUCCUGGCGGAACGCGUCAUGGACGGACGCUCCAGUCCAUGGAAACGACAAGGUCCUGGGCUGUCGCGUGGGGCGAGGGGGGUCGAUAUGCUGCAGGCAUUGCCCGGCGCUCUUUGGACGGACGAGAGGCAUCCCUGCGACUGUUUCGCUUCUGGCUGCUGUGCCCAAGCGGCGCGGGCUGCAUUUCGCUCGCUGCGCUGCGAUGCGAUGCGCUGCACGUCAGCGAGUCACGCAACAACGACAGGCAGGCAGGCAAACAGACAGACAAGCCAGAGGCUGAGAAGGGCAGCACUUCCAGGGUUCCAUUCCUCGUCCCGGGACUGUGGUCCAGAACUGGGGGACCAGGGCAGGGGGGAGGGAGAGGGGCGCGCCGCAAUGCGAGGAGGGGUCUGUCCGCCUGCCUGCCUGGCCGCCGCAGCGCACCGCAGCGUGCAGCAGGCCGCGCAAAGCAACAGGACACGAGUGUCCGCUCGAGACAGGGCAAGCCAGGGCAGCCCAGGGCGUGUGCUUUGGCUCCGACUGAGGCUGUCCCAAUUGCAGGACAGAAGGCAGAGUGUAGUGCAGUGCAAUACAUGCAUUUCUCCGCUGCGUUGCCUGACCUGUCGAAGUCGCCUUGCAGGCCGGCCAGUCUGACGGUCUGA
Molecule: messenger RNA, 822 nt
Organism: Purpureocillium lilacinum
Lineage: Eukaryota; Fungi; Ascomycota; Sordariomycetes; Hypocreales; Ophiocordycipitaceae
Source: RefSeq, a predicted model, not a curated record